Alligator sinensis (Chinese alligator) is the source of this 3560-nucleotide messenger RNA. RefSeq names its product RUN and cysteine rich domain containing beclin 1 interacting protein (gene RUBCN). Gene Ontology annotation, molecular function: phosphatidylinositol phosphate binding. Lineage: Eukaryota; Metazoa; Chordata; Crocodylia; Alligatoridae. The record is from RefSeq and is a predicted model, not a curated record. Gene Ontology annotation, biological process: negative regulation of autophagosome maturation; negative regulation of endocytosis. The transcript is spliced from 24 exons. The coding region runs from base 223 to 3075 and encodes 950 amino acids. Gene Ontology annotation, cellular component: early endosome; late endosome.
CUCUGCGCAUGCGCGGGGAAGGGGGCGCUCCCUGCCGAGAGGGGUGAGGACGCAGGGCGCCUCCUAAGGGCGGGGAGGAGCAGGCGCCGCAGUGGGCAUCGAGACAGGAAGGAGCAUUGGAAACUUCUGGGCAACUUGAAGACAACAGUGGAGGGUUUGGUGUCCACCAACAACCCGAAUGUUUGGUCCAAGUAUGGCGGCUUGGAGCGGCUGUGCAGAGACAUGCAUAGCAUCCUCUUCCAUGGGCUCAUCCACGAUAAGGUGUACUGCAGGCAGCAGGAUUACUGGCAGUUUGUGAAGGAUAUCCGCUGGCUGAGCCCCAACUUUGCUCAUCACGUGGAGGAGUUCAUCAGCCUGCGUGAGGAUGACCUGCAAAACGCCGACAGCCUCAGCGACCAGGCCCCAGCGAAGCGGUGGCUGCAGCGCAGCCUGCAGUUCCACUGCCUAUCCGCCCAGUUGAAGCCUCUGCUGGGGAACAGGCAGUACAUCAGGAAAUUUUACACAGAUUCUGCUUUUCUGAAGUCCAGGGCCCAUGUCACAGCCAUGUUACAGUGCCUUGAGGCUGUGGAGCAAAACAACCCCCGGCUCCUGGCUCAGAUCGACACGUCCAUGUUCGCCAGGAAGGGUGAAGCCCCACCGCAGGCGACCAAGAGCCAGAGCCUGACCGCACUCCCUGGGUCUGUGGCAGUCAUCCCCGCGGACUACCCCUCACAUCGGUACUUCGGGUCCUUCUCCAGCCUGCACCAGCCAGCCACCACAGGCAUCUCGGACAGGAGACUGGCGAGCUCCUUGGUGGGAAUCAGCAUUAGCCAGCUUCCAGAGAGCUCCCUGCAUGACUUGCCCUCCUCGCUGCCGCACGACCAAUCCCCUCUGGGCCAGCCUGGCCCCCUUCCCAGCCUCAGCACUCCCUCCUCCAAGGACUUGUCCUCUCCGGCCAGUGAGAUGAGUGCCAGCACCACGACCGGCCAAAGCGAGGACGCCUGGGUGGGCAGCCAGGACGACCAGCAGAGCGACGCCAACGACGGGCCGGAGUACCUGGCCAUCGGGAACCUGGGGCGCCGGGGCCGGGCAGCCAGCAGCCAGAGCAGCUCAAGCAGCAGCAAGAGCAGCAGCUCUCCCCUCUUCUCAUCCAGCAGCUCUCAGAAGCCGGAGUCAGUGUGCUCCUUGGGGGAGCAGGGGCCCAGCAGUUGCACCAGGGCCAUGGGCAUCCUGCGCAGGUCCAGCUUCUCGGAGGGGCAGACAGCGGCCACACAGGGGAUCCCCAAGAAGAGUCAUGCACGCUCCCAGUCGGAUACCAACGUGGCCUCAGGGAGAGCUCAUGGAGGCCUCAGGGAUAUCACCAUUAUUAUAGAAGACCCAGUGGCAGAAUCGCAUGGGGACAUUUUGCGAGUCCGAGGCCCCUUGUGCUGCUCCCCCCAGGGCAGUGACGUGAGCACGCCCAGCUCCCUGUACAUGGAGCAUGAAUCCAGCCAGUACCUGAGUUCGGGAGAAGGGAUGUUCCGAAGACCCUCGCAGGGGCAGUCCCUCAUCAGCUACCUGUCGGAGCAGGACUUUGGCAGCUGUGCGGACCUGGAGAAGGAAAAUGCCCACUUCAGCAUCUCAGAGUCGCUGAUUGCAGCUAUUGAGCUGAUGAAAUGCAACAUGCUGAGCCAGCAGCUGGAGGAGGAGGAGGAGGAGAGUGAUAAGGAGAUCCAGGAACUCAAGCAGAAGAUCCGCAUCCGGCGCCAGCAAAUCCGCACCAAACAUCUGCUCCCUGGCUACCGGGAAAUGGGCUCUGAUGGCUUUAUGGCUACAGACAGUGGGUCCCAGUUCAGCUCCCGUGACUCCAUGCGGCUCUCAGACUCGGGCUCUGCGGAGGAAGUUGAGGAGUACGAGAUACAAGAUGGUAGCGAUGGAUCUAACCUGAUUCAAAUGUCCAAGAACGGGCUCUCGGUGUCAAUGGCUUCCCUAUUCUCAGAUGCUGACAUCAAGAAGAGCAUGCCAGCUGCCCGGAAAUCCUUCCUUUCCUCGGAGUCUGUGUCCUACACCUUCCUGCAUUCAAACUCAGCCGAGGCGGUGGCAAUGGGCCUGCUGAAGCAGUUUGAAGGCAUGCAGCUCCCGGCUGCAUCCGAGCUGGAGUGGUUGGUCCCGGAGCACGAUGCCCCUCAGAAGCUCCUGCCCAUCCCAGACUCGCUGCCCAUCUCUCCCGAUGAUGGAGAGCAUGCUGACAUCUACAAGCUGCGCAUUCGGGUCCGUGGGAACCUGGAGUGGGCACCUCCCCGGCCCCAAAUCAUCUUCAACGUCCACCCUGCCCCAACGAGGAAGGUGGCCGUGGCGAAGCAGAAUUACCGGUGCGCCGGCUGCGGCAUCCGGACAGACCCUGAUUACAUCAAGCGGCUGCGGUACUGCGAGUACCUGGGCAAGUACUUCUGCCAGUGUUGCCACGAGAACGCGCAAAUGGCCAUCCCUAGCCGCAUCCUGCGCAAGUGGGACUUCAGCAAGUACUACGUCAGCAACUUCUCCAAGGACCUGCUGGGCAAGAUCUGGAGUGACCCGCUCUUCAACAUGCAGGACAUCAACGCAGCGCUGUAUCGCAAGAUCAAACCCCUCAACCAAGUCCGGCUCCUGAGGGUCCAGCUGUUCCAUAUGAAGAACAUGUUCAAGACCUGCCGCCUGGCAAAGGAGCUCCUGGACUCUUUUGACGCGGUGCCCGGCCACUUGACGGAAGACCUCCACCUCUACUCCCUCAACGACCUGAGCACCACCAAGAAGGGGGACCUUGUUCCCCACCUGACGGAGCUCGUGAAGGCCGGGGCUCUGCAUGUUGAGAGAUGCGUGCUGUGUCAAGCCAAAGGCUUCAUCUGUGAGUUCUGCCAGAACGAGGACGACAUCAUCUUCCCCUUUGAGCUGAACAAGUGCAGGACAUGCGAAGAGUGCAAGGCCUGCUACCACAAAUCCUGCUUCAAGGUGGGGCCCUGCCCCAAGUGUGAGCGGCUCCAGGCCCGGAGGGAGCUGCUGGCCAAGCAGAGCUUGGAGUCAUGCACCUCGGACUGCGAGGAGGAGCCGGAGCCACGGGAGGCAGCAGCCGCCACGUGAGGAGGGAGCAGAGCCAGCAGGCACACAGGGCCUCCGGCUGCAGGGACCGACUGACAGAUUGGAACUGACUCACUGCACUGCUCCGCGGGGCUGAGACACGGGGACCUCGAGCACCAGCCCCCAGUGCUGGCGGGACCAGCUCUGCCUCACGGGCAGUGUUGCUUUUCUCCGUGGGUCGUGGUCCAGUAGACGGGAUAGGGGGGGUUGUUCCAGGUGCUGGCGAGUCCCAGCCUUGCCCCACGUGCAGCCUGGGCCUCAGUGAAGGAGCAACAGCCCCACACCCCCUUCCUGUUAACCUUUUGGCAGCAGCUUCUACCCAGAGCCUGUCUCGACUCCACGUGCUGCUGGACCAGCUGCGCCUUGAGGGCUUUGCUGAGGCCUCUCUGCUGCCCUCCCCUGCCCUUUGCUGCUGUGGGUUUUCUUCACAAGAACCUUCCUUACCGCUGGGAUGCUGUGAACAGUGCCUCGGCCAGUCUGCAGCCCUG